CACCAAACACGCAAUCACGCGGAGAGCUAGUUUGGGAGGAAGCGUGAGAGAGAAGGCUGCUCGGAAAGAACAAUGGGAGUUGAAGUUGAGACCAUCAGGGCCGGAGAUGGAAAGACAUUUCCGCGGAGCGGACAGGAAGUUACCGUGCACUACGUCGGCACGCUGACAAAUGGACAACAGUUCGACUCCUCCAGGAAACGGGGAGAGCCCUUCAAGUUCAAAAUUGGAGCCGGCCAAGUAAUUCGUGCUUGGGAUGAGGGUGUAGCUCAGAUGAGUGUUGGCCAGUUGGCCAAGUUGACCUGCUCGCCGGACUAUGCCUAUGGCAGUAGAGGAUUCCCACCCAUCAUCCCGGCAAAUUCCACUCUCAUCUUUGAAGUGGAGCUGCUGAGUUGCUGAGUGUUUAAGAUGAAGGUUGUUCUUCAGAGUUUCUCAUUCCACCCACAUCUCUGACACAAAUAACUGUUUAAUUAAAGGUGCUGUCAGUAGCAUUUAUAAACAUGAAUAAGUGAUUGUAGAAAGAUUGACGGUGUUCUGAUAUGAGACCAUGACUAACACAUGAGACCAUACUAAUGCCAGUGGGGGUGUUGGUGCUAAGAUAACAUUUUAAUACAAAAACUGUAAAGAAAUGGCACAGCAUGUUGGGAAACAGCCUUAUUUCAUCUAGGAUCCGUGUGGCCUAUAUUCUUACAUUAGUAUGAUAAAUCUUAAACUCUUUUGUGUGUGCCAAAAAACAAUCUAAAAGAAUUGCCACCAAAUUUGAACCAGUGACACUAAAUCUAGAUGUAGUUUAUUUGUCCAUAAAUGUAUUCUGGUGUGUGGCAAUGGUUAUUAAUGUCAAAAAUGCACAUGAAACACCUUUUAAUGAAACGCUUAUUUGUGUUUUCUUAGCUAAAUGUAUUCCUUCAAUGGGUGCAUUGAGUUGACAGCUUGAAACUUUGACACAGCAAAAAGAAACACUUCAUAUCUUUGGGAACAUUAAUGUCUUAUGAUUUAAUUUUCAUCCCACUUGUGUUGCCAUUUAUAGUGCAAGGAACAGAUUUUAAAUCCCAUCCAUUGUUAUUGGUCUUGGCAAGUGUCCUUGCUUUAUGGCAUCAUGCUUCACAUAUUUGUUAAUGUCUUAUUUCUUCAUGCCAUCCUUUCGAAAUUGUCUAACUGGUGGGUAUUGCAUUCUUGCAUUAAAAGAAAGUAUACAAAAUUUAUGCGUCAUUC
Chelmon rostratus (copperband butterflyfish) is the source of this 1209-nucleotide messenger RNA. RefSeq names its product FK506-binding protein 1-like. NCBI's taxonomy places the organism in Eukaryota, Metazoa, Chordata, Actinopteri, Chaetodontiformes, Chaetodontidae. The record is from RefSeq and is a predicted model, not a curated record. Gene Ontology annotation, molecular function: peptidyl-prolyl cis-trans isomerase activity. Bases 73 to 396 code for a protein of 107 amino acids. The transcript is spliced from 4 exons.